Nicotiana tabacum (common tobacco) is the source of this 1029-nucleotide messenger RNA. RefSeq names its product cytochrome c6, chloroplastic-like. NCBI's taxonomy places the organism in Eukaryota, Viridiplantae, Streptophyta, Magnoliopsida, Solanales, Solanaceae. The record is from RefSeq and is a predicted model, not a curated record. Gene Ontology annotation, molecular function: iron ion binding; heme binding; electron transfer activity.
GCAAAAUCCAACAAGCCUCCUCCAUCAGAAAGCCAAAGGAAAAAUGCGAGUCUUUUCUAUGUCGCCCACUUGCCUUGACCAGAGCUGUUCCAUAAAAUUCUUGGCAACACAAACUAAGAAGAGAAAUGUGUAUGAAGGAGACAACCUAUUUGGCGAAAAGAAGAAUAAAUACUCAUAUGAGGUGAAGUUGCUGAAGAAUUUGGCUCCACCUCUAAUGACUGCCCUUAUAGCUCUCUCUCCCAUUGUCAAUCCCCCAGACUCAGUUGGACAAACAAUAGAAGUACAAAGGGGAGCUGCUUUGUUUAGUAAAGCUUGCAUUGGAUGUCAUUAUGCAGGUGGAAAUAUAAUCCAGCCUGGUGCGACACUCUUCUUGAAGGAUCUAGAAAGAAAUGGAGCUGACACGGAAGAGGAGAUCUAUCGCAUCACUUACUAUGGCAAAGGGAGAAUGCCAGGGUUUGGUCAGAAUUGUACACCGAGGGGUCAAUGCACCUUUGGUCCUCGAUUGCAAGAUGAUGAAAUUAAACUUUUAGCUGAGUUUGUGAAGUCUCAAGCCGAUCAAGGUUGGCCUAAAAUAGAAAAUAGUGGAGAUUGAAAAUAAUUCCUACAUCGUUAAGUCUAGUUCAAGAAAUAGAAGAAAUUAGCUCAAUUGUAUAGGUCUGUGUAAACUUCACCCUCCCCAGACCCCCCACUAGUGGGAUCACACAAGGUAGAAGUACAUCAUACACCUCACCAUCCCCAUACCUCACUAGUGGGAUCAUAUUGGGUAUGUUGUUGUUGUACAAAAUGUGUAUUUCAUGCUUCUCAUUCCUUUGUCUUUUCAUCUCCCCUUCCCAUUCGACGUUCCUGCUCACACAUCCCUACCACUAAAGGGGAUGCAGAUAGAAAUAGUCAGUCAUCUCAAGCAGAUCAAUCCCAAAGUUUCUGUUGGAGUCUAAACCAUGCAUGUUUAUUUUCCUUUUUUGAGGUACCUGUUGAUGGCAUGAAGGGUAGUCUCAUUUGCCUGUGUAAAGUUGACUAUGUUUCUUUCCA